AUGGCUGAAAAGAAGUACAAGGGAGUUCGCAGACGAAAAUGGGGCAAAUGGGUCUCGGAAAUCAGGGUUCCAGGUUCAACAGAGCGGCUCUGGUUAGGCUCCUAUGCUACGGCAGAGGCGGCUGCGGUUGCCCACGACGUUGCUUUCUAUUGUUUACGUAGACCGCCGUCUUUGGAUAGCCUUAACUUCCCUCAACUGUUGCCUGCGAGGUGUGCGUAUGUAGCCUUGUCACCGAAGUCUGUACAGAAAGCUGCUUCGGAUGCCGGGAUGGGCAUCGAUGCGCAGAUGAUUGCGAGCAAGUCGUUUAAAGAGGCGGUGGAGGUUAAUGAAAGUGGUGGAAUUCAGGGCUUUGAAACACAGUUUUUGGGCAAUGAGAGUAAUGAUUCUGGGACGUGGAAGGAGAAGGAGCUGAGCAUUUCUGUUGAAGAUUAUGAUUAUGAUUAG
Molecule: messenger RNA, 444 nt
Organism: Pistacia vera
Lineage: Eukaryota; Viridiplantae; Streptophyta; Magnoliopsida; Sapindales; Anacardiaceae
Product: ethylene-responsive transcription factor ERF020-like
Exons: 1
Coding region: 1-444 (147 amino acids)
Biological process (GO): regulation of DNA-templated transcription
Molecular function (GO): DNA-binding transcription factor activity; DNA binding
Source: RefSeq, a predicted model, not a curated record